This is a messenger RNA of Vicia faba (fava bean), 438 nucleotides long. The record is from the annotation of a GenBank genome assembly. Lineage: Eukaryota; Viridiplantae; Streptophyta; Magnoliopsida; Fabales; Fabaceae.
AUGGAAGAAAGAGAAGAAAGAACAGGAGAAGGAAAGUCGCAGAAUGAAGUCUGGAAAGAUGAUCAACAAGAUCUGCCCAGGAAAAAAGUCGGGCCUAGUUUAGUUGUAUUACAUGUCUCUAUAUGUAAUAUGAAAAUUAGAGUUGUUAUUAAUUUAGGUGCAAGUGUGAAUAUAAUACUGUUAUCAGUGGUAGACAAAAUCUGGUAUAUGCAAAUAGAGGCAAUUGUAUCAAUAUUACAAAUAAUAGACAUAACAUUCAAGACACCAGUGGGAGUUAUCAAAGAUGUACCGAUACAAAUUAAUAAAUUCUUAUUUCAAGAGAAGAUGGGUUAUUACCAUCAAUAUCAUCAUUGUCCAGAUAUGGUGAUUGUCACUUGUUCUGAAUUGUCCCUAAAAGAUCAAGGGUCCUUUUGUAUUAGGGUCUUCUCCUAUCAAUAA